Molecule: messenger RNA, 1296 nt
Organism: Staurois parvus
Lineage: Eukaryota; Metazoa; Chordata; Amphibia; Anura; Ranidae
Source: the annotation of a GenBank genome assembly
AUGGUUAACAAUGGUCCCAGAAGAAGAAAUAGCAAAAUAAAUGAGGAUGAAGUCACUGGCAACUUUGCCAGAGAUGAAGAUGAGAUUAGAAGUCAAGUAAACAGAAGUAACAGUUUGCCAAUCUCCAACCUUUCCAAGCACUUGAAAUUUGCAGUGAAUAGUUUGAAACUGAAAAUUAAUGAUAUUUCCAAAGCAGCAGAGAAAGUUAACAGAGUCAUAGAGAUAAUUAUUAAGUCUGAGACUACUAAAAGCCACCCACUAUUUAAGAGCAUUGAGAAAAUGUCUACAGGAAGCUACUACGAAGGCGUCAAGAUAUCAAACCCAAAUGAAUUUGACAUCAUGCUGAACAUUUCAUUUGAGAGUUACCAAACAAUUGACUUGACAAGUAUUGAUGACAGUGGUGCUUUCUACAUGCUAGCAUUUAGAAAACGGAAACCACCAGCCAUGGCUUCAUAUAUCGAUGAUGAAGGAAAUAUACUGGCCAAACAUAUUUUGGAUGAAUUCAGAACUCUGGUCAAUAAUGUCCUUAAACAGUCAGCAGGCAAACCAGCUUCCUUAGAGAGGAAAAGCCCUUCAAGCCCAGCAAUUACUCUGACUAUUCCUAAUAAACCUGAAAAUAUAUCGGUGGAUCUAGUUCUUGCUAUUCAAAUACGACAAUGGCCCGAAAAUGCAAGCAAUGGAAUGAAUAUUGACAGCUGGCUUGGCACAAAGGAAAAACAAAAAUAUAGAAAAGAGCCAUGCUACAUGGUAGCCAAACAAAAAGACAAAAAAGGUAAGAUGUAUGAUUAUACCUGGCGUAUUUCCUUUUCAAAUAUAGAAAAGGAUAUAUUGAGUCAUCACGGAAGUGCAAAAACAUGCUGUGAGCGUCAAGGACCCAUGUGCUGCAGGAAACAGUGUCUUAAACUGAUGAAGUAUAUAUUGGAACAACUCAAGUUGAGAGGAAAUCGACGAAUGAAUCAAUUUUGUUCGUAUCAGGCAAAGACUGCCCUACUACAUGUUUGCGUUCAGUACCCAAAAGAUGAAGACUGGAAGUGGGAAGACCUGGAUAUCUGCUUCAGUAGAUAUGUUGAAUCCUUUCAGAAAUGUCUAAAAAUGUAUUCGCUUUCUAAUUUUUUCAUACCUUCCCACAACCUUUUUAGUCCAAAUGAAGUUGAUAAAGCAAGCUGCAACUACCUUUUUGAAGAGUUAGAAAAGGAAAAGGUUAAAAACUAUCCAAUAUUUUUAAGCAGAACACAGCAGUCCACAGGUACUCCCAAGCUGUCACUGGAUGAUGAAGGAGCUCAGGGAUAUAAUUAA